UUUUGGCCUGCCCUUUCUCUUUAUUUUCUCAUUAACCAGGCAGAAGGUGAGAAACUGCCCAAUUUUUCUCGGCUUUAGCUCUCAAAAAAUAGUAGUAGAGAUACGAAGGGACGGCGAUGGCUGGUACAUCUGCGACUCAGUCGCAGUUCAUUGCGAGCACAGGGAAUCGGAGUUUCGCGAAUGCACCGUUGAUCGAGAGCGUGGAAAAUGAUCAGAUUAUCGUUCCUGAUAAGAAAAGCUGGAAAAACUUAUUUGCCUACAUGGGUCCAGGGUUUUUUGUUUCCAUUGCAUAUAUUGAUCCUGGAAACUUUGAAACGGAUCUCCAAUCAGGAGCACAGUACAAAUAUGGGUUACUUUGGAUCAUAUUAGUGGCUUCAUGUGCAGCCCUCAUCAUUCAAUCCUUAGCAGCCAACUUGGGGGUUGUCACAGGAAAGCAUUUAGCAGAGCACUGUAGAAAUGAAUAUUCGAAAGUGCCAAACUUUAUCUUAUGGGUUCUUGCUGAAAUUGCUGUUGUUGCAUGUGACAUUCCUGAAGUGAUUGGUACAGCAUUUGCAUUGAAUAUGCUCUUCAAUAUUCCAAUAUGGAGCGGUGUUCUUCUGACAGGGCUCAGUACAUUGGUUCUUCUAGCAUUACAGCAAUAUGGGGUCAGGAAACUUGAAUUAUUUAUGGCUUUUCUUGUAUUUACCAUUGCUGCAUGCUUUUUUGCGGAGCUUGGCUAUGCAAAACCCAAUCCUAAAGAAGUUUUGGAAGGGCUUUUUGUUCCCCAACUCAAAGGAAAUGGUGCUACUGGCCUUGCAAUUUCGCUCCUUGGUGCUAUGGUGAUGCCGCAUAAUCUCUUUCUCCACUCAGCCUUGGUGCUUUCGAGGAAAAUACCAAGAUCUGUUCAUGGCAUUAAACAAGCUUGCAGAUUUUAUUUCAUAGAAAGCGCCUUUGCGCUACUGGUUGCCUUUCUCAUUAAUGUAUCGAUUAUUUCUGUGAGUGGUGCGGUUUGCAAUUCCUCAACUUUGAACACACAAGAUCAAAUAAGCUGCCAGAACUUGGACUUGAACAAGGCCUCUUUCUUACUAAGAAAUGUCUUAGGUAGUUGGAGCUCAAAGCUUUUUGCAAUUGCUUUGCUGGCGUCUGGUCAGAGUUCUACCAUCACAGGAACAUAUGCUGGGCAAUAUGUCAUGCAGGGUUUUCUUGAUUUACGACUGGAACCAUGGAUUCGGAACUUCUUAACUCGAUGCCUGGCAAUAGUUCCUAGUUUAAUUGUUGCUAUCAUUGGUGGCUCUUCUGCGGCUGGAAAGUUGAUCAUUAUUUCAUCGAUGAUCUUAUCGUUUGAGCUUCCUUUUGCUCUCAUUCCACUUCUCAAGUUCACCAGCAGUAAGAAAAAGAUGGGUCCCUAUGCUAACUCCACUAUGGUAUCAGCAGUCACCUGGAUAAUUGGUUCUCUGAUCAUGUCCAUAAAUAUGUACUAUCUUGGAAGCAGCUUCCUGAAAUUGCUUCUCCAUAGCCAUUUAAAGUUAGUAAUUACCGUGUUUUGUGGAGUCCUGGGAUUUUCCGGGAUGUUGGUUUAUUUGGCUGGAAUUGCAUAUUUGGUAUUGCAAAAGACGAUGGCGACCACUCUUUUGGCGCUUACAACGCCAGAAGCUCAGCAAAUGGCCACUGAUUUGAGCAAUGCUUCACCGCAUCGUCUGCCAAGGGAAGAUAUAGUAAGCAUGCAGUUGCCUCAGAGGCCUGCGGUAGAUGUUGACUGAUGUAUUAUUGAGUUUGGGAGGUUCUUGAAAAAAGAAAGAAGCAGCCAUUUUAAGUUGGCGAUGUUGCUUUCUGGUUAUCCAUUUGAAAUUGAGUAGAUAACCUAAAUAAAGUUCCCCUCUUGUUUAUACUGGUGGGCUCCCUUGAGAGCACCCUGAAACCUUUUCCAUAUCCCAGCUCUGACGACUGCAAUUCAGGCUCGCUUCUGGCAUUUGACCAACCGAAAUGGUUGAAAUUUUACUGGAAAAGGUAUAUAAUUAAUACACACACACACACACAUAUAUAUAUAUAUAUAUAUAUAUAGCUUUGUAGUGAACAAUGAAGAAUUGUUUUAUUUACAUUUCAAUUAUCUUUCACUUAA
Malania oleifera is the source of this 2098-nucleotide messenger RNA. Its product is annotated as metal transporter Nramp1-like. Gene Ontology annotation, molecular function: manganese ion transmembrane transporter activity; cadmium ion transmembrane transporter activity. The transcript is spliced from 14 exons. Gene Ontology annotation, cellular component: membrane. NCBI's taxonomy places the organism in Eukaryota, Viridiplantae, Streptophyta, Magnoliopsida, Santalales, Ximeniaceae. Bases 117 to 1739 code for a protein of 540 amino acids. The record is from RefSeq and is a predicted model, not a curated record. Gene Ontology annotation, biological process: metal ion transport.